Daucus carota subsp. sativus is the source of this 1364-nucleotide messenger RNA. Its product is annotated as putative glucose-6-phosphate 1-epimerase. The record is from RefSeq and is a predicted model, not a curated record. Lineage: Eukaryota; Viridiplantae; Streptophyta; Magnoliopsida; Apiales; Apiaceae. The transcript has 9 exons. Gene Ontology annotation, molecular function: glucose-6-phosphate 1-epimerase activity; carbohydrate binding. Gene Ontology annotation, cellular component: cytoplasm. Gene Ontology annotation, biological process: carbohydrate metabolic process. Bases 151 to 1092 code for a protein of 313 amino acids.
AGACACAUCAGUCUCAUAUUAUCCAGGAGUAACAUCACGCCACUAUUUAUAAAUAGACUAGUGGUACUAUUACCACUUGAAGAUUCAGUUGCAAUAUAUACACACAACUUUUGUAUCUAUAUCCACAGGUUAUGGGAGUAGCUUGAGAAGAUGUCGAUCGAGAAGCUUCAUGUCGAGGUCGUUAAAGGCAUCAAUGGCCUCGAUAAAGUCGUCCUCCGAGAAAGUCGCGGCAGUUCCGCUGAGAUAUAUAUGUAUGGCGCCCAUGUGACUUCUUGGAAAAAUGACAACGGAGAGGAGUUGCUUUUUGUCAGUAAUAAGGCAAUUUUUAAGCCUCCAAAGGCAAUACGUGGAGGUAUUCCGAUAUGCUUCCCUCAAUUCUCGAGCCAUGGUUCUCUUGACCAGCAUGGUUUUGCUAGAAAUAGGGUCUGGAGCAUUGAUUCUGACCCCCCGCCUUUUCCAACAAGCUCUGCAAGUAAGGCUUUUGUUGACUUGAUCCUUAAGCCUUCUGAAGAUGAUCUAAAGAUCUGGCCCCAUAGUUUCGAGUUUCGGCUAAGAAUCACACUUGGACCUGGAGGAGAUUUGAUGAUGACAUCUCGAAUCAGAAAUACCAACACUGAUGGAAAGCCAUUUACCUUUACAUUUGCAUAUCAUACCUAUUUCUCUGUUUCGGAUAUCAGUGAAGUUCGGGUUGAAGGAUUAGAGACACUGGACUAUCUUGACAAUCUGCAGAAUAAAGAGAGAUUUACUGAACAAGGGGACGCGAUAACUUUUGAAUCAGAAGUGGACAAAAUAUAUCUUAGCACACCAACAAAGAUUGCAAUUCUGGAUCAUGAGAAGAAGCGGACAUAUGUGAUUCGCAAAGAUGGACUUCCAGAUGCUGUUGUGUGGAAUCCUUGGGACAAGAGGGCGAAGGCUAUUGUGGAUCUCGGAGACGAUGAAUAUAAACACAUGCUUUGUGUUGAAGCUGCUGCAGUGGAAAAACCCAUUACUCUGAAGCCUGGUGAGGAGUGGAGAGGAAGGCAAGAAAUCUCAACAGUUCCUUCAAGUUACUGUAGUGGGCAGCUUGAUCCCAGGAAAGUGCUGGGCAGCUAAAAUAUUAAACAUGCUGCUCCAUGUCGUGUACAGGUCCUCUGUUGCAAUAUGGUCGGAACUUGACAUCACCUGGCAAGGACUUCUCUUACUUUUUUUUAGCUAGUGCGAUUUUCAUGUUGAAUCUCCAAAAACAUGGUGCGGAAGGUGAACUCUUUUGCGCAUAAAAAUUGUCGAGAAUGUUCCUUUUUAUUGGCCAGCUGUGGCCUUAUAUCAUACCUAAGAAAACAGAUAAAUGUAUUGCCCAAUCAGUAGUACUGAUAUGUUUUUGGAAA